Molecule: messenger RNA, 629 nt
Organism: Vanessa atalanta (red admiral)
Lineage: Eukaryota; Metazoa; Arthropoda; Insecta; Lepidoptera; Nymphalidae
Product: lopap-like
Exons: 4
Coding region: 6-629 (207 amino acids)
Molecular function (GO): pigment binding
Source: RefSeq, a predicted model, not a curated record
UGAAAAUGGACAAACAUUUUUUUACAAUAAUAACACUAAUUCUAAAUUCACAAAUACUUUGUAAUGGUCAAGUUUUGCUGUUCGGAUCGUGUGCUCAUGUAGAAACUAUGAAAUACUUCGAAUUAGAGAGAUUUCUAGGAAAGUGGAACGUGGUUGAGAGAUUUCCGGUAUGGUAUGAGGAAAAUGGGAACUGCGCGUACAAAAUCAUCCAGCAAUGCGGUCGGAGAAUCGAAUUCCAACAUGGUUACGUUAAAAAUGGCGUUAAGUACAUAUUGCACGUGAACAGCACCUAUGCACCUGGAGAUGAAGCUAUUUUCUCCAUAGAGGAGAACAAUAUCGAUCCAAUUGGAAUCCCCUUGUCUAUAAUAACAACGGAUUAUUCAAACUAUGCGAUCGUGUAUGGAUGCAAAGUGAAUGAUACAUUAGACCUCAAAUAUGUUGUAGCCUGGAUUUUAUCAAGGAGUACAACACUAGGACCCGAACUAACAGAAAGAGCGCAUCAAGAACUGAAUUCCUUACCGUUUGGCAGCGUUGCGUAUUUAGAAAAGGUGGACCAAAAUGAUUGCAGCUACCACUGGUCCGCACACGUUCACGCUGUUUAUAAUAACGACACAAAUAAAAACAAAUGA